Trypanosoma brucei brucei TREU927 is the source of this 1155-nucleotide messenger RNA. RefSeq lists its product as hypothetical. Lineage: Eukaryota; Euglenozoa; Kinetoplastea; Trypanosomatida; Trypanosomatidae. The record is from RefSeq and is a predicted model, not a curated record. Bases 1 to 1155 code for a protein of 384 amino acids. The transcript has a single exon.
AUGGAACAUUCGCGUCGGAAGGAGGAAUCGCCUGUUUGGCUGAACUCUAGCAUUCAUGUGUGGAAGACAAAAAAUGACAUAAAUGUCGUUAACCUUCGCGAUGCGUCUGAGCAUCUUCCAGCGCUCCCUUCAGCUCGUGCGGAGGAGAGGCCUCCAGGCAACGGUGGUCACCGAACCAGCAUGGAGCGCACUGGUGAAAACAACGAAAGAACAACGGAACCAACGAAGCAGGAAACUUUAAAUGAGAUUCUCGCCCUCAUGCACCGUGCUUCUGAUCAGACUCGCGGGUCAUCCAAAGGUACAACUGCAGACUCAAAUCUUUCCACAAAUGCUGGUGGAAAAGGUCCCGUGACCGAUUCAGAGGGGAAGGCAUCACUUUUCCCAGAACCCAAAACAUCAGGUAUUGUGGACGUUGAAUUUGUUCAGGGCGUUAAUUUACCAGGGGGUAAAAAUGUGUCCCCUCCACUUCAUACGCAGCCACCUCGCGACAGUAUGCAAACGGUUGCUCUGUUUCAUGAUCCUGUUUGGGGAGCAGCUGCCGUGUCGAGUGGCGCGGAUGUUUUUGACACCGGGAGUGAGAGUCAGGGGAGCGCGGUUACGAGUUUGCAAGUGGAAAAUGUGUCGGGACGAUACAGCAAAGGCGAUGUGAACCCCCCAUUGAUGCCCGCACCGGCGGCGCCCGUAACAAUGAUAGCGCCAUCGGCACCCCUUUCAUAUAAGGUUCCGGGGAAUGUAAACGAGACGAUGUUUACACCGCAGGCGCAACCGGUUGCGAUGACAUCAUCACCGUCACAAUUAGGUUACCCGCAAAACAUCGGUUUGAGUACUGCAGGAUGGGCGGGUGCUGCACCUCAUCCCACAGGUGUUGCGAUGCGUCCGGUUCAGUUUGUUAGUGUGCCUGUUCCUGUAAUGGCGCACAAUGCAGUGAUGGCUGUACCGCAACCUUACCGCAUGCCUUAUUCUGUUUAUCAAAUGCAACCCCAAGCACCGCAUCCUGCCCAGUUGCAGCAUCAACCUGUCGUGUAUCAUACGUCCCCUGGCCAGGAGCUACAUCAUAUUCAUCAACAGAAAGUUUUAGCUCCUCAGGAUGCCACGCCGCGUCCGGGAACCAACAUUGGGGCAACGCCAUUUGUUCCAGGAGGGAAGAGUGUUUAA